This is a messenger RNA of Enterobius vermicularis (human pinworm), 1032 nucleotides long. NCBI's taxonomy places the organism in Eukaryota, Metazoa, Nematoda, Chromadorea, Rhabditida, Oxyuridae. The record is from the annotation of a GenBank genome assembly.
AUGACAUUUGUACGGUAUUUUCGCUCAUCAAGUGCACCAAAUGUGCUAGUAACCUUCAAGGAUAUUUCGGUUGACCGUUUGAAAGAAAACUUCAAUGUGAUACAGUAUAAUGGCGAAUCUACUACCGUCCCACAUGACCUCCUCUUAAAGUAUUUGCCCUUGUCAGACGGUAUUUUUUGUCAGGUUUGUGACAUUAUUGACGGAGAGCUUUUAAAUGCUGCGAAACACUUAAAGAUUAUUUCUACGCUUUCUGUUGGCACAGAUCACAUUGACGUCGACGAAUGUAAAAAACGAACUUGUACAGGUGUUGCCCAGUCAGAUGCACUAAAAUUUAGAAAUAUAAAAGUUGCUAAUACGCCAGACGUACUCACUGAAGCUACCGCAGAAACUACCAUAGCACUUCUUCUCGCGACAUCAAGACGAUUAUUGGAAGCCGUUGAUGACGCAAAAAGUGGUCGAUGGAAAGCAUGGGCGCCAUUUUACAUGUGUGGAACCGGGUUGUACAAUGCAACAGUAGGUAUAGUUGGUUUGGGAAGAAUUGGGACUUCUGUUGCCGAAAAAAUCAAAGCGUUUCUCCCAAAGCGAAUCAUCUAUCACAACAGAAAACCUGAUGAAGCCCGAGCAUCAAAAGUAAAUGCAGAUUACGUUUCGUUGGAAAAUCUGCUUAAAGAAGCUGAUUUUGUGAUUCUUACUUGUUCGGCAAGUAGCGAAAAUAAGGGUAUGAUUUGCAAGGACACACUGUCGAUGAUGAAGGCUAAUGCAAUAUUAAUAAAUGUUAGCAGGGGGUCAUUGGUAAAUCAGAAUGACUUAUAUGACGCUCUUAUUAGCGGAAAGAUUCGUGCAGCUGGUUUGGAUGUCACUACUCCUGAACCGUUGCCGCCAGAGGAUCCACUGUUUAAACUUAAAAAUUGCGUCAUAUUUCCACACAUUGGUUCUGCAACUACAGAAACUAGAAUGAGGAUGAUUCGGAUGAUCGAGGAUUCCUUGCUGCAUGAACUUGGACAUAUCACCAUUGACCAUGAUUCUUUUUAG